Salvelinus namaycush (lake trout) is the source of this 1193-nucleotide messenger RNA. Its product is annotated as gastrula zinc finger protein XlCGF49.1-like. The transcript is spliced from 2 exons. Gene Ontology annotation, biological process: regulation of transcription by RNA polymerase II. Bases 141 to 656 code for a protein of 171 amino acids. Gene Ontology annotation, molecular function: DNA-binding transcription factor activity, RNA polymerase II-specific; RNA polymerase II cis-regulatory region sequence-specific DNA binding. Gene Ontology annotation, cellular component: nucleus. The record is from RefSeq and is a predicted model, not a curated record. NCBI's taxonomy places the organism in Eukaryota, Metazoa, Chordata, Actinopteri, Salmoniformes, Salmonidae.
UGGGCGGCCAUCUUGGAUUCCCAGAACCAGACGGGUGCAAACAAGGGCCCAGGGGACAUCACUGAGAAGGCCAGGACCAGAAGUGACAUAGUGGAGGUGCUGCCUUCAGCCUGCCUUCUAUAGGAUCUAUCAAAUGGAACAUGGACCCUGUGACAACACAGACACUUCCUGGCCUUCGUUCUCCCCACACUUUCCGAAUGUUAAACCAGACCUCAGACAAUGUCAGUGCCUCAACACUAAAUAGCUACACAACCCGAUUGACAAAUGACAGAAGUAGAGACGGAAUCCGUAAAGGUGGCAGCGCCACAGAGAAGCGCUUCCCUUGUUCUUUCUGUGGGAAAACCUUCAGUUUCCCCCAACAGGUGGAGAUUCACAAGAGGAUUCACACAGGGGAGAAACCAUUUGUUUGCCACCUGUGCCGGGGUAGUUUCUCCCAAUCUUCCAGCCUGAAGAGGCACCAGAGGGUCCACACAGGGGAGAAACCCUACAGCUGCCCCCAGUGUGAGAAGAGGUUCUCCCACCAGCACCAGCUGAAGAUGCACCUGAAGGUCCACACGGGAGAGAGGCCGUUCGCCUGUAUGCACUGCGGGAAGAGGUUCUCAGAGAGGAGCUACCUCAGGAUACACCAGCAGAAAAUGCAUACGGCCCAUGUAUAGAGUAUAGUGACAUGUAAUGUAGUACUAGUUAGUUUGUAGUUAAAUCUGUUGGUUUUGGAUGUAUAUGGAGCUGGAUGAGGUGAACUGAGGAAAUAAUGAGCAUGGUGAGGUAGAGUAAAUGAUAUGGUGAUGGUUGGUGUGAUGGUGUCUGUAAAAACUUUUCACUAAUGAAAAGUGACAACCUUGUCCUGUUUGAUGCUGGUGUUUUAUAAUGAGGAAAUUAUAGUGCCUUAAUUCAUGUUUACUUGACAUGAAGUGGUGAAGCUGUGUCUAAUGUUUAACUUUUUCCAAAGUAUUCUAAAAUACAUUUUAUCACUGCAAGGGUACCAGAUUUACAGAAAAUAGUGUUACCAUAGUGAGAAAAGUUAUUCUACUUGUCACGUAUCAUUUUGUGCAAUAAAAGUACUGUACUUCAAAGUUGAGUGUAAGACCAUUUAAAAAAAAAUUAAAUACAAAACUGACUGUGUUGACUGACUUUAUAUCAUUGCAUCAUUGCAGGGACUGAGUUUCCCUUCUCAGUCGAACCAAAACAUUAUA